Necator americanus (New World hookworm) is the source of this 525-nucleotide messenger RNA. RefSeq lists its product as uncharacterized. Gene Ontology annotation, biological process: DNA double-strand break processing; replication fork processing; mitotic DNA integrity checkpoint signaling. The transcript has a single exon. Gene Ontology annotation, molecular function: DNA topoisomerase binding; single-stranded DNA endonuclease activity; double-stranded DNA binding. Lineage: Eukaryota; Metazoa; Nematoda; Chromadorea; Rhabditida; Ancylostomatidae. The record is from RefSeq and is a predicted model, not a curated record. Gene Ontology annotation, cellular component: nucleus; condensed chromosome; site of double-strand break. Bases 1 to 525 code for a protein of 174 amino acids.
AUGCUUUAUUUAAAUGCUCAAAUAAAACUACAUAAUGGCAUUGCAAGUGUGGAAUGGUAUCGCAAGGAAAGCUCGAGAAUCAUACUGAUAAACGCAACGUCAGCUCAUCCUAUUGGCAUGAAAAAGGCAAUUAUUCGAAAUAUGGUCAAAACAGCAAUGUGCACAGCGGAUAGAGAACGGGAGAAAUCACUGAAACUUGCCAUAGCUAGUUCAAACGGUUACAUGAAAUCGAAAUCUAACACCCAAUCACGAACUACAAGAUGUGAAGAUGUGAUUUUGCGAAGUCAAUGCUACAAAUGGUUUCAACGCUUUGAAAAUGGAAGUGAGAGCUUAAAAGACGAAGAACACCGACGUCGUCCUCAAGUGAUAGACGACGAAUUACUGAAGAAGGCGAUCGAGUCUGAUCCGACACAAACUACAAGAAAACUUGCCCUAGAGUUCGGAUGUUCGAAUUCGACAGUUGACGAGCAUUUACAUACAAUCGGGAACACAAACGGUGCGGCAAAUGGGUUCCUUAUAAGCUGA